Messenger RNA from Clupea harengus (Atlantic herring), 4910 nucleotides. RefSeq names its product glycerol-3-phosphate dehydrogenase, mitochondrial. NCBI's taxonomy places the organism in Eukaryota, Metazoa, Chordata, Actinopteri, Clupeiformes, Clupeidae. Bases 158 to 2335 code for a protein of 725 amino acids. Gene Ontology annotation, cellular component: mitochondrion. The record is from RefSeq and is a predicted model, not a curated record. Gene Ontology annotation, molecular function: glycerol-3-phosphate dehydrogenase (quinone) activity; calcium ion binding. Gene Ontology annotation, biological process: glycerol-3-phosphate metabolic process. The transcript is spliced from 18 exons.
GUCCUCACUUCCUUGUUUGGUUGCCAAAGACAGUUGCAGAUAAGUCCUUGCGUGCCAGAAUCACUACAAGCGCUGUCAUUGCCUACUUUGUUGGGUACACACGCUUACCUCGAUACAUCGAAGAAGCCCCAGGAAGACUGGGCCGUAGGCCUACAAUAUGGCAGUACGGAAGGCAGUGAAGGUAGCCGCCUUUGGCGGUGGAACUCUGGUUGCAUUGUAUGCCUUUUCAGAACUGAGGGAGCAAAAGAAAAAACAGCCUCAAUGGGCCCGAGUGCAGGCUGCGGAACAGGUGAAAGUGGCCUUCCAGGAUGAGCUCCCCUCCAGGGCAGCCCAGCUCGGGGCCCUGGGCCACGCCGACGAGUUCGACGUGCUGGUGGUCGGGGGAGGGGCCACGGGCGCAGGUUGUGCCUUAGACGCCGUCACACGCAAUCUCAAAACUGCCCUGGUGGAAAGAGAUGAUUUCUCAUCGGGGACCAGCAGCAGGAGCACCAAGCUCAUUCACGGCGGAGUCCGAUAUCUACAGAAAGCCAUCAUGAAAUUAGAUUAUGAACAGUAUAUGAUGGUGAAGGAGGCUCUCCAUGAACGCGCCAACCUGCUGGAGAUUGCUCCUCAUCUGUCUGGCCCAUUACCCAUAAUGCUUCCUGUCUACAAGUGGUGGCAGUUACCGUACUACUGGGCCGGGAUCAAGAUGUAUGACCUGGUGGCUGGUGCGCAGUGCCUGAAGAGCAGCUACGUCCUGAGCAAGGCCAAAGCUCUGGAGCUCUUCCCCAUGCUGAAGAAGGAUAAGCUGGUGGGAGCCAUCGUCUACUACGACGGACAACACAACGAUGCUCGAAUGAACCUCGCCAUCGCCCUCACCGCUGCCAGGUAUGGGGCUGCCAUAGCCAAUUACACUGAAGUGGUGCACCUCCUGAAGAGGGCAGACCCGGAGAGCGGCGCUGUGCGGGUCUGUGGAGCGCGCUGCAGGGACGUGAUCACAGGGCAGGAAUUUGAUGUCAGAGCCAAAUGUGUUAUCAAUGCCACGGGACCUUUCACGGACGCGCUGCGCAAAAUGGAUGAUCAGAAGAUCCCCAACAUCUGUCAGCCCAGUGCUGGGGUGCACAUCGUCAUCCCGGGCUACUACAGCCCGGACAACAUGGGCCUUCUGGACCCCGCCACCAGUGAUGGGCGAGUCAUCUUCUUCCUGCCAUGGGAGAAGAUGACCAUCGCCGGGACCACCGACACGCCCACCGACAUCACCCCCCACCCCGUUCCCUCCGAGGAGGACAUCAACUUCAUCCUCAAAGAGAUCCGCAACUACCUCAGCCCUGACGUGGAAGUGAGGAGGGGAGAUGUCUUGGCCGCCUGGAGCGGGAUCCGCCCCCUGGUCACUGACCCCAACUCUAAGGACACCCAGUCAAUCUGCCGCAACCAUGUGGUCAGCAUCAGCCCGAGUGGCAUGGUCACCAUCGCAGGUGGAAAAUGGACAACAUAUCGCUCCAUGGCUGAGGAGACUCUGGAUGCUGUAGUGAAGACCCACGGCCUGAAAGCUGGACCCUGCAGGACGACGGGACUGAUGCUGGAGGGAGCCAAGGACUGGACCCCCACCUUGUACAUCCGCCUGGUGCAGGACUACGGCCUGGAAGUGGAGGUUGCCCAGCACCUGGCCUCGGCGUACGGCGGACGGGCGUUCGAGGUGGCCAAGAUGUCGCACGUCACCGGGAAGAGGUGGCCCAUCGUGGGCCAGCGGCUGGUGUCUGAGUUCCCCUACAUCGAGAGCGAGGUUCAAUACGCGAUCAAAGAGUACGCCUGCACAGCCAUCGACGUGAUCGCACGGCGCACCCGCCUCGGCUUCCAGAACGUUCAGGCGGCCGACGAGGCCCUGCCCCGCAUCGUGGACCUCAUGGGGAAGGAGCUGGACUGGAGCGAGGAGAAGAAGAUGGGCGAGCUGGCGGCUGCCAAGCGGUUCCUGCACUAUGAGAUGGGCUACAAGACGCGCUCGGAACAGCUGACUAACACAGAGAUCACGCUCUCCCCCGCCGAAGUCGACAGGUACCAGAAGCGCUUCCACAAAUUUGACAAAGAGAAUAAGGGCUUCAUCACCACGGUGGAUGUUCAGCGAGUCUUACAGAGUAUAAAUGUGAAGAUAGACCAAAUCGCUCUUCACGAGAUUCUCAAUGAAGUGGACCUCAACAAGAAUGGACAAGUGGAACUCAUUGAGUUUUUGCAGCUGAUGAGUGCGGUGAAGAAGGGCCAGGUCUCAGACAACCGUCUGGCCAUGCUGAUGAAGACAGCCGAGGAGAGCCUCAACCAGAGGGAGCCCGUGUCUGUGGACCGCAGCGGGGGAGGGGUGUGAGCCAAUCCACACACACACACGCGCACACACACACACACUGCCCCUAACACCCCCCACACACCCCCACCCCCAGCAAACCCCAGCUCAGGGCCUGUGCCAUGGAUGAGGAGAGAGAAACUGCUGCCUCACAAAACACGCUCAACAUCGCAUUGAAUUUCAAUAUUUUCUUCUCAGAUGUUGGUAUCAGAGGACUGUUUAUUCAUUUAUGUUACUUUUGUUUUAUUUAUUUAUGCAUGAGAAUGCAUUUAUUUAAAAAAAAAAAAUAUAUGAAUGUAAGAUUAUUUAUUGCUUUGUUUGUAUUUCUAUUCUGCUUUACUCCAGUGGAAAUGUUUUUGUUUUUGUUUUUAUUUCACUAUAAAAGCUAUUUUACUGCCAAGUACUGUACUGUGCAGCACACAGAAUGCCAUACAGGACAUAUCAACUAAGUUGUCUUUGACUUGUCUACUGUUCCACUGUGCCAUUUGACAUAUUUACAGUAUAUAUUUAUAUAUUGUAUAUUUAUAUAUUUAUAUGUGUAUUACACCAGAGCAAUAGAUGUGUCCUAUGCUGUGUUUAGAUGUGACUGUGGCCCUUCAUAUACCUCAUGCACUGUCUGCAGGGCUCCACCCGAGAGGUCACAUGACCUGGCUUCUGUUGGGACGCUGCUGUACUUUCACUUCAAAACCUAAUUGGAAAAUAAUUGCAUUUUUCACUUGGGCUUCAUCGACAGCUAUAUUUUAUUCUGUGUAAAAUGGACUUUUAAAUGCUACAUAUUUAUUAGAUUAAUUUAGUCAGUGUCAAAUGAGAUACAAAUCAACAGUAAGUAUGCUUAAAUAUUCUGAUAGCUUUUUUUUCUCCCCCCACCCUCUGCAGAAGGUGCAUGCGAUUGGCUCUUGGAAAUAUUAUUGUCUGCUCUGAUUUUAUUAUGCUGAGUGGAAUUAAGUAUUGUGUUUGAUGCAGGCGUUUAAUUUCUCUAUCUGUCUGUGCACUCUGUGUUUUUAUUACUAUUAAUUUAUUACUUGUGGUUUGUGUGGUGAAGCCCCUUGCGUUUAUAGAGUAAUAAGGGAAUGUAUUUAAUGUGCCUUGCUUUUGGAUCCUGUACGAAUUGAAAGCAUGAAUCAAAGGGGCUGAUUAAGCUGGAGCCCUCCCUGGCUUUUAAGCGUGCUUAAUUUCACUCCAUCUAUAAAUAAUGCAAUUACUUUUUUUCUCUCCUGGUGCUCUCUGUUAAAGUACAGCUCUCGGACUGUGCGUCCGCUAGUGCUAAGGAAACAGAACACAAUUGUGUGUGUUUUUUUUUUUUUUUUAAAGAUCUAUCUCAGAAAAGUGUUUUCUUGUUGUUGCCCCGAUACCCCAACAAACUCCAGUUUGGUAGCUCACAGAGGGGUUGUUAAUUGUUAUAAGUAGUGCUGCAUCACCCAAGGAACGGGCAAGUGUGGAGGAUCUAUUCUCCGUUUGUGUUUUAUGCUGCAGAUGUGGGCAGUGUGACUCGCUGACUCUCCAAACAAACAAAGAAUUAGAAAAGAUUCAAGACGGGCACUGCAUGUGUGAGGGCUUAAUCGCGCGCUCCCUGCCAGCGGCCGCUCCUGAGGAUACUAGAUACGGGAUUGGAUUUACUGGUAGCUGAAAGAAUUUUUUGUUCAUGGGAAGUGUUUUUUUUUUUCAUUGUGUGCAAAUGUGGCAGGGUUUGCUACCAAGAAAGCAGUCAAAACACAACUAAAUGAUUUCAUUAAAAAAGGGGUGUUGGUGGGCUAACGGCUUGCUGACCACCCUGAUCGAUUGUCACUAUUUGCCUUGUUUUGUUUUCCUUUCCCUUCCAUCUAUCCCGUCAAUCUGCUUGGCUUACCCUCCAUAGCAGCCCCUACCCAUUCUGCUUCUAGUGUGUGUGGUCUGUGCAAUCAUUGGCAAUUAGUGAUGGCAAAUUAGCAUAACGAUCACCUCUUUCAUAUUAAUUCCCUACUGGCCCACGCUGCACCGGUCCUCUGUGCUUACUUCUGCGUGUCUUAAGUACCACCAUAGGGGGAAAAUGACAAUCAAGACAUAAAACAAAGAUCUCUUAACACAACACGAAAGGCAACAGCUGUCGUGACUGUAAAGCGAGAGCAUGACCUCCUUUUUGUGCUUCUCAAUGUCAAAUGUUCCAAAAGUAGUUGGAGGUGUCCAAACGGCGCUGCACAACGCUGCGAUCGCUCCUCUCCUCUCUUCUCCUCCACCGCCUGAGCAACAGUGCGUCUGAAACCUCCAUUAACCGGACACAUAAACAGCGUUGUGUACGAUCAUGCAUGUCCGUCUGCCUAUCCAAACCUGAGCUAAAUGUGUGGGUAAUUAUAAAAUAAUAGGGGUUCAUUCAUGCUUGGGAGGUUUCUACUUAACAUUUUCUCUCGCCGCAAAUGGGCGAAAGUCAGACUGAACCCGGGAGCGGCUUGUAAGCUCCCCCCGAUAUAAAAAGUUGAUAUUGCCAGUUAAAGACAGAAUCUUUGCAGUGGUGUAAUGACCGUGGCCUCUCUAUUAAGGCUAACAGCUCCCAUCUUCUCCAAGGUGGUCAUUUGGUAAUAGUGCUCAUUCAGCCCAAUCAAUGGUUUAAGCAGCAGUGAACCAU